This is a messenger RNA of Melospiza melodia melodia, 2289 nucleotides long. RefSeq names its product adhesion G protein-coupled receptor L1-like. NCBI's taxonomy places the organism in Eukaryota, Metazoa, Chordata, Aves, Passeriformes, Passerellidae. Gene Ontology annotation, cellular component: membrane. Bases 1 to 2289 code for a protein of 762 amino acids. Gene Ontology annotation, biological process: G protein-coupled receptor signaling pathway. The transcript has 14 exons. Gene Ontology annotation, molecular function: G protein-coupled receptor activity; carbohydrate binding. The record is from RefSeq and is a predicted model, not a curated record.
AUGUCGCGCGCGGAGCAUUCUGGGAUGGCGCUGCGCCCCCCCCCCAUCAUUCUGGGUUGGGGGGUCCCCGCGCCCCUCCCCCGCCAUGGCGCGCCCCUCCCCCACCCCUGGCCCGGUUCCAUUCCCGCUCCCGGUUCCGCUCCCGGUUCUGGUCCCGGUUCUGGUGCCGGUGCUGCUGCUGGGCUGCUGCCCUCGGGCUGCCACGGGCUGAUCCGGGGGGCGCUGCCGUUCGGGCUGGCGCGCCGGGAGCUGGCGUGCGAGGGGUACCCGCUGGAGCUGCGCUGCCCCGGCAGCGAUGUCGUCCUGGUGGCCGACGCCAACUACGGCCGGACCGACGACAAAAUCUGCGACGCCGACCCCGGGCAGAUGGCGAACGUGCAAUGUCACCUGCCCCAGGCCCAGGCCAUCAUGGCCCAGAGGUGCAAUAACCGCACUCAGUGCGUGGUGGUCGCCGGCUCUGACGCCUUCCCCGACCCCUGCCCGGGCACCUACAAAUACCUGGAGGUGCAGUACGACUGCGUGCCCUACAAAGUGGAACAAAAAGUUUUCGUCUGCCCGGGCGUGCCCCAGCGCGUGGGUCCGGCGCUGUCCACGCACGAGUCGCCGCACCAGGCGGGCGGCUGGUGCCGGGACCCGCUGCAGUCGGGGGACCGGCUCUACGUGCUGCCGUGGGUGCCGUACCGCACGGACACGCUCACCGAGUACGCGUCCUGGGCCGACCUGGUGGGCGCCCGGCCCGCGGCCACGCACCGGCUCCCGCACCGCGCCGACGGCACCGGCUUCGUGGUGUACGACGGCGCCGUGUUCUACAACAAGGAGCGCACCCGCAGCAUCGUCAAGUACGACCUGCGCACCCGCAUCAAGAGCGGCGAGACCGUGGUGGGCGCCGCCAACUAUCACGACACGUCGCCCUAUCGCUGGGGCGGCAAGACCGACAUCGACCUGGCCGUGGACGAGGAGGGGCUCUGGGUCAUCUACGCCACCGAGGGCAACGGCGGGCGCCUGGUGGUGAGCCAGCUGAACCCCUACACGCUGCGCCUGGAGGGCACCUGGGAGACCGGCUAUGCCAAGCGGGCGGCCUCGGACGCCUUCAUGGCCUGCGGGGUGCUCUACGUGGUGCGCAGCGUUUACCUGGACGACGACACGGAGCACCUGGGCAACGCCCUGGUUUACGCCUUCGACACGCGGCGCGGGCGCGGCUCGGCGCUGGCGCUGCCCUUCCCCAACCCGUACCAGUUCGUGGCCUCGGUGGGCUACAACCCCCGCGACAACCAGCUGUACGUGUGGAACAACCACUUCCUGCUGCGCUACGGCCUCGACUUCGCGCCCCUCGACGGCGACGGGAGAGCCCUGGGUGUCCUGGUGCACCGGGAGCUCAGCAAGUGCCUGCGGCACUCGGGGUGUUGCCUCAGGGGCCCCCCCGGGACUUCCCUGGGCGCCCUCAAACCCUCGGCCGCCCGCGCCCACCCCCGGUACUACAGCGGCACCCAGAGCCGGAUCCGGAGGAUGUGGAAUGACACGGUCCGGAAACAGACGGAGUCCAGUUUUAUGGGGGGAGACCUGAACAGCACCCCAACCUUGAACCGAGGGUCGCACCUCCUGCCCAACCCGGUGCUGCCGCCGCGGGGGGGGUCGAGCCCCUACAACACUCUGCUGGCCGAGGGGGGGGGCUUCACCCCCGCCUCGCCCCCCGCCUUCACCGCCCCAGGGAGCUUCCGUGACACCAAGCCCCCCCAGGAGCCCCCGGAGCCGCUGCCCCUCAAUGGCAACUUCAACAACAGCUACAGCCUGCGGGGGGGCCCCGAAGGGGGGCCCGGGGGGGCGGUGCCGGGCCGGGGGGGGUGCCCAGGGGCCCCCCCGGACGCGGCAGCGCUGGAGAAGAUGAUCAUCUCGGAGCUGGUGCACAACAAUCUACGGGGAGGGGGCUCCGCGCACGGGGCACCCCCCCCGCCCCCGCCGCCCCCCCCGCCGCCCCCCCCGCCCCCCGCCGAGCCCCCCCCCGGCGCCCCCGAGCUGGGGCUGCUCUACCAGGAGCUGGCGCGGGGGAAGCCGGGUGGGCUGGGGCCCCCCCCCGACCCCCCCCGCGACCCCCGGCACCCCCCCCUGCCGCGGGACUACCCCGACAGCAGCCCCGAGGGGCCCCCGCCCCCCGCGCCCCCCUACCUGGGGGGGCCCCCCCGCGCGCCCCCCCCCAACCGCCGGCACAGCCCCGAGACCUUCGGGGGGCCCGAGGGGGGCGCGGGGGGCGCCGAGCCCGAUGGGCAGAUGCAGCUGGUGACCAGUCUGUGA